AUGACAAAUACUGCAGCGAACGGUGUACAGGUAGUCCAACAUGAACUACUUCCACUUCAUAAAGACUUCAAUGGUGAUACGGCUGUUAAAAAAGAAGAGAAGGUUGAAGACAUACGUGUCAGCAAUGAGGCUUUGAACACGUCGACACCAUUUCUGCAAGACCUCAAACACAACACAGACACAAGGUUUAAGGUCAUCUUGAGUAUAUGUGUAUCCAUGGCAUUCAACAUAUUGGGAUGGACAAAAGGACAACUUGGGCCAGCAUUUGUUGAUCUUUUAGUUAUUUCCGGGUGUGACGUUGAAAAGGGAUCGUUUUUCAUGACAUCGUAUUUUACUGGUCGCGUGAUUGGACCAAUCCUUGCAGGAUUUUUAUCAACAAAAAUAAACAGAUAUAUGUUAUUGGUUUUUUCUUUAUUGGCAAAUACUACAACUGUUGUGGCCAUUCCUUGGUGUUUCGAUUUCUACGUAAUGAUGGCUGCGCAUGUUCUUCAUGGGAUGUCCGGCGGCGUGCUUUUAGUGGUGGUAACGAAAGAGGCUGUUUCCAUUUGGGGACCGACAACUAGAGGACGCUCUUAUCUUCAAGUAAUCAAUGCGAUUUUCUCUAUUUCUGCAUUUCUUGCUCCAGUGGCCACUGCGCCAUUUCUUAUUCAACAAAAAGAGGAAAGCAGUCUCGUUCAGACACGUCACAUUAACAUUUCUUCUGAAUAUUAUGCCGUCAGUCCUACAACGUCAUACCUCAUUUAUGAAAAUUCUACUGGACACCAAAUGAAUGUUACACUUCCACAACCAAAAUCAAGACUUUACAUUGCAUAUUCGAUCUCAGGAGGACUAGCUAUUUUAGCCGCUUUUCCAUUCAUGGUGAUGUACAGAACAUCUUCAGGAGUUACAGAAAAGCCACUGAAUGACAAACAAUUGAACUUUGUUGGGAAUCUCCCAAACAGGCGUCGUCUGGCCAACAUUCAUUAG
This is a messenger RNA of Ylistrum balloti, 966 nucleotides long. Its product is annotated as sodium-dependent glucose transporter 1-like. Lineage: Eukaryota; Metazoa; Mollusca; Bivalvia; Pectinida; Pectinidae. The record is from RefSeq and is a predicted model, not a curated record. The transcript has 4 exons. The coding region runs from base 1 to 966 and encodes 321 amino acids.